UAACUUUGCGUCGUCACGAAUUGCCCUACCUUACGACUCUGCGUGCAAGAAACUCCAUCGUUUCCUCCGCAACCCUACGUCAUUCGGCCGCCCCUGCCUCUCACACAACAAGCCCCUAUUUUUCUAUCUCAAAAUGCCGACCUACAUCCACCUCGUCCGCCACGCCCAGGGCUUCCACAACCUCACGCCGGCGAACCACGCCCUCCCGGACCCGGACCUCACCCCUCUCGGCAGGGAGCAGUGCGCCCAGCUGCAGCGCACCUUCCCCCUGCACGCGCAGGUCACCCACAUCGUGGCCUCGCCGCUGCGCCGCACGCUCUACACCGCCCUGCUCUCCUUCGCCCCGGUGCUCACCAGCUCCGACAAGCAGGUCACGGCCGUGCCCGACCUCCAGGAGGUCGCGCCGCUGCCGUGCGACAUCGGCUCGUCGCCGCAGGCGCUGGCGGUCGAGUUCGGCCCCGCCGGCCAGGUCGACCUGCGCCUGGUCACGGAGGGGUGGAACGACAAGGAGAGCGCGGGGAGCCCGUACGUGCCGACGGUGGAGAAGCUGGAGGCGCGGGCGCGCCGGGCGAGGGUGUGGAUGCGGGAGCUGGGGAGGCGGUUCGAGGCGGAGAAUCCCGGGGUGGAUGCGCACAUCGUGGCGGUCACGCAUGGCGGGUUCUUGCAUUUCCUCACGCAGGACUGGGACGGGGCCGACCACUCGAAGGGGACCGGGUGGGAUAACACGGAAUGGAGGAGCUACGAGUUUGCUGGCGGGGACGAGGAUGAGGAGGCGAGGUUGCGGGAGACGGAGCGGAGUUGGAGGCGGAGGAGGGGCAGUGAGAAGGGGCUGACGGAGACGGAGCAGAUGGAGCUGAGAGCUGCGUUGCACAGUCGGGUGGAGAGGGAAUGGGGUAAUCUCGGGCAGGGGAAGGUUAUUGGUGUUUAGCUGCGUUGAGUGGCGCGCUGCCAGGCCCGGCGCUCGACUGGUCCAGCUUUGGUCCGGUCCUGG
This is a messenger RNA of Thermothielavioides terrestris NRRL 8126, 991 nucleotides long. RefSeq lists its product as uncharacterized. The record is from RefSeq and is a predicted model, not a curated record. The transcript has a single exon. The coding region runs from base 134 to 928 and encodes 264 amino acids. Gene Ontology annotation, cellular component: cytoplasm. Gene Ontology annotation, molecular function: phosphatase activity. NCBI's taxonomy places the organism in Eukaryota, Fungi, Ascomycota, Sordariomycetes, Sordariales, Chaetomiaceae.